Strongyloides ratti is the source of this 1212-nucleotide messenger RNA. RefSeq names its product Hydroxysteroid dehydrogenase-like protein 2. The coding region runs from base 1 to 1212 and encodes 403 amino acids. Lineage: Eukaryota; Metazoa; Nematoda; Chromadorea; Rhabditida; Strongyloididae. Gene Ontology annotation, cellular component: mitochondrion. The record is from RefSeq and is a predicted model, not a curated record. The transcript is spliced from 2 exons.
AUGUUGAAUAUUGGAAAAUUUGCUAAAAAGACAGUUAUUAUUACUGGUGCAUCUCGUGGUAUUGGAAGAGAAAUUGCCUUAAAAUUAGCAAAAGAUGGUGCUAAUAUUGUAAUAGCUGCUAAAACAGCAACACCACAUUCAAAACUUGCUGGAACUAUUUAUUCAGUUGCUGAAGAAAUUGAAAAAAUUGGUGGUAAAGCAUUACCAUGUGUUGUUGAUGUAAGAGAUGAACAGUCAAUUGAAAAUUGUAUAGCAGAAACAAUAAAAAAAUUUAAUGGUAUUGAUGUAUUAAUUAAUAAUGCUAGUGCUAUAAGUUUAACUGGUACUCUUGAAACAAAUGCAAAGAAGUAUGAUUUAAUGCAUCAGGUAAAUGUAAGAGGUACCUAUCUCAUGUCACAAAAAUGUAUACCACAUUUAAAAAAAUCAAGUAAUCCACAUAUUUUGAAUAUUUCACCACCACUUGUUAUGGAUAAAAAGUGGUUUCAAAAUCAUGUAGCAUAUACAAUGACAAAAUAUGGAAUGUCUAUGUGUGUUUUAGGAAUGCAUGAAGAAUUUAGAGAUUAUAAUAUUGCUGUUAAUGCUCUUUGGCCAAAAACAGCUAUUUGGACUGCUGCAAUGGAAAUGAUAAGUUCUGGAGAAGGUGAAGAAGGCUCAAGGAAACCUUCAAUAUUAGCUGAUGCUGCUUAUGCUGUUCUUUCAAAAAAUUCUUCAGAAUUUACAGGAAAUUUUGUUAUUGAUGAAAAUAUAUUAAGAAAUGAAGGUAUUACUAAUUUUGAAGAAUAUGAAUGUAAACCUGGUGCACCAUUGACACCAGAUUUCUUCAUUCCAGAAGAAGAUCUUAAAUCAUUUGCAAGAGAAAGCAAAUCUGUAACAAAUAUUCAAAAUUUAUCAGAUGCGAUUAAAUUUUUUAACAAAAUAUUAACACCAUCAAUGUGUGAAAAGGUAAAUAAUGUGUAUCAAUUUGUUAUCAAAAAAGAAGACAAAACUAAAUCUUACAUUUUAUUGGAUUUUGUUAACAAAACUGUUGAAGAGAAAAAAAUCGAUGAUGCUCCUUGUACUAUAAUAUUUAAUGAAACUCUGUUUUUUAAUAUUAUAAACGGAAAAGCAUCCAUACAAGAUGCUAUUUUUUCAGGAAAAAUGAACGUAAAAGGAAAUUUAAUUUUAGCCAAUAAAUUAAAAAAUAUUUUUAAAUCCAGUAAAAGUAAGCUUUAA